AUGUCAUCUACCAAGAAGAAAUCCAAGUCGAAAGCAAAAGCGAUCAACAUCCACGAUCUCACCCAACCUAUCCUCUUUUCAGACCAAAUAAUCCAGCGAAUCCUAUCAUACAUCCCUACCAACAAUCAAAGUACUCUCGCUUCCUGCGCUUUGGUUAAUAAACAAUUCAAUCGAAUCGCCACACCACUUCUUUGGAGAUGGCUUGAUCUUUCGUCAGCGACCAGCACCGACGAUGGCUCCGAAGAUGGUACCGACACUGCGGCUCCACUCGAUACUUCGCACUGGACCAAAGAACAUCUGGAGAUGGUGAAGGUACUCUCGAUCGAUACGCAUAAGCAAGAUUGGUGCAGCGCUUUUGUACAGUUCGAUAUGCCUAAUUUGGAGACCCUUCGACUGACGGUUGGUAGAAUGUAUGGUGGAAUAGGACGAGUCCAUUCCGUCCAAUCCUCUCCCCCUCCUUCUCAAACCAGACCAUCUUCAUCUUCCACCGCACAGUGUCCUCUCAUCCAGAAUCUCAAACCUAAAGACGUCGUGUAUCGUGAAACACCUUCUUCUUCGUUCUACUUGGAUCCCAGCAAUCUCUGUCCGAGCAUCUGGUCAGAAGUUGAGACCCUCAUAAUCCUCAUUCCACCUGUCGGAGCAAAUAAGUCUUUCGUACGAAAUAAGGAUCUCAUCAAACUCGUACCCAAGCUCAAAAAGGUGAUUUGGAUAUUCGAUCCUAGUCAGGUCGAUCUGAAAUCAAAAUACAAUACAGGUAAUUACGAUCAUGGAGAAAUCGAUUUCAUAUCUUCGUUAUUACUCAAAAACCAAAAAGUACGAUUUGAGAUUGUGAACUGUGGCUGCACAGCUCUCAGAUUUCCCAAAACGUAUAGAGGGUCUAUCGAAGAUGCUCACGACAGUUAUCAGGAAAGUUUCAUCAAGAAUUAUUGGGAUGAAUUGGAAGAAGCUGCCUAUAGAGAUAAACAAUCAAAUGCGAAGAACAAUAAGGAGAAUACUGAAACCACCAAGUCAGAAGACGAAGAUGACAACGAUGACGAUGACGAUGAUAGUGGAUACACUUCCUUCGAUUUCUACUCCAUUGAGGAGUUUGUGGAGAAAAAGGAGUGGUAUAGAUGGUUUGGACCUGAGGAGAUCGUUAGGUGGAAAAAGGUUAACGAAGAGAUUGUCGGGGGUAAGAAAAAGAAGAGUAAAGGUAAGAAGUAA
This is a messenger RNA of Kwoniella mangroviensis CBS 8507, 1203 nucleotides long. RefSeq lists its product as uncharacterized. Gene Ontology annotation, molecular function: protein binding. The transcript has a single exon. The record is from RefSeq and is a predicted model, not a curated record. Lineage: Eukaryota; Fungi; Basidiomycota; Tremellomycetes; Tremellales; Cryptococcaceae. Bases 1 to 1203 code for a protein of 400 amino acids.